CGAAUCUGAACUGCAUCCAGAACCGGGGAUCAACGAAUGUAGUCUUUUGUAAACUAGUUGCACUUUGCAUUUGAUUAGUUUUUUCUGUAGAGCAGUAGGCGCUCGAGUUCGUUCCGUAUUCGUCCAUACGGAUCUUUAUGGAUGGUCCUUUUCGUCCUUUUUGUCAUAAAUAAUUAAGGAUGGAGCUCUCUUCUUCACUACUUGACCUUCAUCUCUCCUCCUCCUCAGAGAGGUCCUGCCCCUCUGUCCCUCUUCCUCCAAUCGCAGAGCUCCUCUCACAGCUGCAGAAGGAGCUCAUUACUUCCUCCUCAAUCUCUGAAACAAAUGCUCUGAUUGGUCGUGUGGAGCUGCUCUUUCGAACAGCAGAUCCUAAUUGGCUAUUCUCAUCAGCUAAAGCUGAGCUCCAGGAGACAUACCAAUCUCUCAUCAGUGCUCUAAUUGGCUGUGCAGCUCUACCUCUUUGCCAGGAUGAUUGUAACUCCCUGCCAGCGACUGCCUAUCAGAGCAUCCCGAGCCGAGCUGUCCUGGUGUGCUCUGCCCUCAGAGUGCUGAUGGGAACUCUGGGUCACUGGGAGGGUUCAGGAGGGCCCGGGCUGGGUCAUACGGGUCUGCUGCUGACUGUAGUACCAUCCGUGUGUAUAUUUGCUGUCACGCAUCUCCAGGAUGAGCUGUGGACCAAUGCCUCCUCCAGAGCUGCAGCACAGAGUCUCCAGGUGGAGCUUUUGAGAGCGGGGGGCUGGAGGGACACCAGCCACCUCCUGAUGGGGGAUGAAGUUCUAGGAGGAGUCCUGGACAUCCUGCAGCCUCAACUCACCAAAGCUUCGUGGCAGCGCUGUGAAGCAGUGAAGCUGGUUUUUGUCUGGAUUCUUCUGCAGGUCAGAGGCUUCACAUGCCAGUGGUUCUGUACUGGUUGUUUCUUUACUGGUUCUGUCUCUUUCGGUUUUGUGCAGGUGACUCGCCCAUCUCUUUCCCCCCAUCUGCCGCGCCUCCUUCCUCCCUCCCUGAUCCUCAGUGAUCACUUCAGACCAGAGAAUUGCAUUCUGGGAGUUCGCUGUCUGCAUCACAUUGUGCUGAACACGGCAGCUGCAGACCUGCGUCAGUUCAACAGAGCAGAGGUUCUGUACCACGCUCUGUUCAAACACCUGUACACUGCAGAGGCUGCUGUCAUACAGCUGGUUCUGUCCUGUCUUUUGGACCUGUUGCUGGUGUUGGAAAAAGCCCCUUCGUCCUCUACGCGCCUGAAGCCCUGUCGCCAUGACGACGUGCUGCAUCUGGUCCUUACACACAUGGAGGUGGAGCAGAAGGUGGCACUACGACGUGUCUAUGCAUCUGCCCUGACGCGUUACGUGAGCAGGAUGGGCGUAGCCGUGUGCAGACACCUGCGGCGAGUAGAGCGAGUGGUUCUGGGAUACCUGGAGGUCAGAGACCCGCCUGAAGAGAUGUGUCGUCUGAAGAUGCUGGAGGUGCUGCAACAAACCACCAGAGCUGCAUGGCCACGGAUGGAGUGCCGCCUCGGCGCGCUGCUGUGCUGCUUGAUGAAGAUGUUGGUUGACGUUUCUUCGGACUCUGAGCUCAAUGCGUCAGUCAGACACAAGCUGAUUGAUGAGGCCGUGCUGUGCAUCAAACUGCUGGACGUAGCAUCACAUAGAAAAAUCCAGUCUCUCCUCCGGCAGGUUGAAAGCGGCUGCUGCAGCUCUGAAGUGCUUGGUUGCCUAGCAACUGUAAGUGUGGCAACAGAGAGGUGAUGCAACACAGCUGGAACACUUUGAUGCAGGACCUUAUCUGAACAGAGACGCUGACUCGUGCUUGGACUCACUGGUUCCUACUGAACACUGUGGAUGAGGGACAGUUUUAACAAAGUGUUUAUUUAAAGACAAAUACAGUAUGAACAUCACCAAUAUGAUGUUGAGUUGGCUUCAGAUCAAUGUGACCUGCUGUAAAGUUUCUGACUGAUCUGAAGGUUGUCAGCUAAAGAACAUAGGAAGAUAACAUUUGCACAGCAGAACCUUUGAAAUGUUGAUUAAAGCAGUCAUUUUAUUAGGAACUGUAAAACUUUUCGUUUACUGUGUGAUCUGGUUGUUUUAUGUGAGCACUCACGAUCCUCCUGGAAAAAAACAAUCGUGCCUCUGCUUUAACUGGUUCAACAACCGUUGGCAUAUGGCAGCUGAUGAUUUGACUUUUGACAACUUUGGAGCAGUCACAGAAUUUAUAGGUAGAACAGUUUUGCUGCACUUUCUGUCCGCCAUUGUGAAGACAGGAAUGGUCAAUAUUGUCUAUUGACAUUUGUGACUGUAGCGAAGCUCAGAUGCUCUGAAUCCAGCUCAUCAGUGAGUCCAGCUGGUCCAGUCCACUAUAAACUCGGCUCGGCCUCUGUCAGGCUCUGCUGCUGGUUCGAGACGAGUCUUCAAAGGUGACACACAAGUUUAAUCAGAAUCAUGAAAUCAAAUCAUCCUGCAAAAGGUGUGUUGCUAAACCACCAAUGCUCCAGUCAGGGAAUAAAGUCCAGAUUGUACCUUGA
Betta splendens (Siamese fighting fish) is the source of this 2518-nucleotide messenger RNA. RefSeq names its product TELO2 interacting protein 2 (gene tti2). The record is from RefSeq and is a predicted model, not a curated record. The transcript is spliced from 9 exons. The coding region runs from base 180 to 1745 and encodes 521 amino acids. Gene Ontology annotation, cellular component: cytosol; centrosome; nucleoplasm. NCBI's taxonomy places the organism in Eukaryota, Metazoa, Chordata, Actinopteri, Anabantiformes, Osphronemidae.